AUGGAAAUGGUGUGUAGAACUCCUAUGACUCUCUUGACAAGAAAGAACGGGGAAAUCAAUUUCUAUAGCUACAUUAAGGCCUAGGUUAGCUUGGCUAUAUGCUGAGUUCAGAAUGUUGUGCUGUAACUAGUUAAGUUACUAUAGAGGGCUCUCCAACCCUGUUCCUGGAGAACUACGGUCCUGUAGGUUUUCACUCAACCCUAAUCUAGUACACCUGAUUUUUAAUCAUUAACUGGUUGAUUAGCUGAACCAGGUUAGUUACAACUGGGGUUGGAGCGAAAACCUACAGGAGGGUAGCUCUCCAGGAACAGGUUUGGAGACCCAUGUACUAGACUGCAGAGCAUUUCUCCCCCUUCAUUUUCUCUGCUCCCGUCAUACAGAUCCGCUUCAUCCUGAUUCAGAACCGAGCAGGGAAGACCCGACUAGCCAAGUGGUACAUGCAGUUUGAUGACGAUGAGAAACAGAAGCUGAUUGAGGAGGUGCAUGCUGUGGUGACUGUCCGUGAUGCCAAGCACACCAACUUUGUGGAGGUAAGGCAGAACGAUUUUCAUGAUGCCAUGUCUGUGCGUUGGAGUCUGUGUGCCCUAAUGAAGGCUAUUAUUUUCGAGCAAUUGUAUUCAUUGUCACUAUUUGGCAUUCUAGGAAGGCUGGAAGCAACCUGGUACUGUAACUCAAGGUCUGGAGCUGCAUUUGGCUUUACAGUGACAUGGGCCUAAAUUGUAGAAUACAUUGUGACACUGAAGAGACAGUGGAUAGUAGGCUACAUUUUCCACUGAUAUGCUGUAACCCUAAUUGGUUAGCCAAGUUGAAUUCGAUAUGCUAAUAAUUGAAUAUUUCAUUGUAAAUGAAAAAGACUUCUUGCAAGUCAUAAUUUCAAAUCUACUGUAAUUAUUCUUAGAUGAAAAAUAAAAAGCACAUAUUGAGAUGGUCGUCUGUCUUUUCUCCAGUUCAGGAACUUCAAGAUCAUCUAUAGGCGCUAUGCUGGUCUGUACUUCUGUAUCUGUGUGGAUGUGACAGACAACAACCUGGCAUACCUGGAGGGUAUUCACAACUUUGUGGAGGUACGUAGACUGUUUAUUAUGAUGACACAAUGUGGGAGCUGUUUUAUGUCAAUGACUCUGUCUGGUUUUGUGAAGGAAUGUGGGCUAGUCAAAUCUCCACCUUCAUAGCUGAAUGAUUAGGCAUAUUGUGUUGGUAAACUAUUGUAUCGAUGUGCUCCUACAGCAAUUUGGAAUAUAGGGUGUGUCCGUUUGUAAAUUCAGUGUUCAGAGCGCACACUGGACACUCUGGCCGAGGAUUAGGGUUGAUCCAAGCGUUCUGACCUCACAACGGCAGUCAAGCACCUAAGCUAACGUUGGCUAGCUUGCUAGCUACUUCCAGACACAAAUGAGAGAACACCUCACUCUGACCAUUUUACUCUAGAGCGUUGGUAACUGUGCUGCUGGCAACAAUUUAAUUACACUUUUUUUGUUUACUGACACCGGCCAUAUUCAACAGGUGUUGAGCGUUCGUAAAUUCAUCAGUUACUCUGCGCUCUGGCACACUCAGACGAGAGCGCUCUGAAAUCGGAGUAGAUAGCCAGAGCGAAUUUACGAACGCACCCAUAGAGUGCCACAGUAUGAGUCAUAAUACCCAUAAAACCUAGCGGUCAAACAGGGAAAUAGUUUGUCGUUUUUCCACCAUUUAAGUUUUCCCAUAGGGGAUUUUAGAAACGCUUAAAAUAAGGGCUGUGUUUCGUGUACGCUUGCCCUGGCGUGACGUUUUGAUAACCGUGUAAAUCUCUCUAGGACAAUGUGACAUCAAUAUACACUGCUCAAAAAAAUUAAGGGAACACUUAAACAACACAAUGUAACUCCAAGUCAAUCACACUUCUGUGAAAUCAAACUGUCCACUUAGGAAGCAACACUGAUUGACAAUAAAUGUCACAUGCUGUUGUGCAAAUGGAAUAGACAACAGGUGGAAAUUAUAGGCAAUUAGCAAGACACCGCCAAUAAAGAAGUGGUUCUUCAGGUGGUGACCACAGACCACUUCUCAGUUCCUAUGCUUCCUGGUUGAUGUUUUGGUCACUUUUGAAUGCUGGCGGUGCUUUCACUCUAGUGGUAGCAUGAGACGGAGUCUAUAACCCACACAAGUGGCUCAGGUAGUGCAGCUCAUCCAGGAUGGCACAUCAAUGCGAGCUGUGGCAAGAAGGUAUGUUGUGUCUGUCAGCAUAGUGUCCAGAGCAUGGAGGCGCUACCAGGAGACAGGCCAGUACAUCAGGAGACGUGGAGGAGGCCGUAGGAGGGCAACAACCCAGCAGCAGGACCGCUACCUCCGCCUUUGUGCAAGGAGGAGCAGGAGGAGCACUGCCAGAACCCUGCAAAAUGACCUCCAGCAGGCCACAAAUGUGCAUGUGUCUGCUCAAACGGUCAGAAACAGACUCCAUGAGGGUGGUAUGAGGGCCCGACGUCCACAGGUGGGAGUUGUGCUUACAGCCCAACACCGUGCAGGACGUUUGGCAUUUGCCAGAAAACACCAAGACUGGCAAAUUCGCCACUGGCGGCCUGUGCUCUUCACAGAUGAAAGCAGGUUCACACUGAGCACGUGACAGACGUGACAGAGUCUGGAGACGCCGUGGAGAACGUUCUGCUGCCUGCAACAUCCUCCAGCAUGACCGGUUUGGCGGAGGGUCAGUCAUGGUGUGGGGUGGCAUUUCUUUGGGGGGCCGCACAGCCCUCCAUGUGCUCGCCAGAGGUAGCCUGACUGCCAUUAGGUACCGAGAUGAGAUCCUCAGACCCCUUGUGAGACCGUAUGCUGGUGCGGUUGGCCCUGGGUUCCUCCUAAUGCAAGACAAUUCUAGACCUCAUGUGGCUGGAGUGUGUCAGCAGUUCCUGCAAGAGGAAGGCAUUGAUGCUAUGGACUGGCUCGCCCAUUCCCCAGACCUGAAUCCAAUUAAGCACAUCUGGGACAUCAUGUCUCGCUCCAUCCACCAACGCCAAGUUGCACCACAGACUGUCCAGGAGUUGGCGGAUACUUUAGUCCAGGUCUGGGAGGAGAUCCCUAAGGAGACCAUCCGCCACCUCAUCAGGAGCAUGCCCAGGCGUUGUAGGGAGGUCAUACAGGCACAUGGAGGCCACACACACUACUGAGCCUCAUUUUGACUUGUUUUAAGGACAUUACAUCAAAGUUGGAUCAGCCUGUAGUGUGGUAUUCCACUUUAAUUUUGAGGGUGACUCCAAAUCCAGACCUCCAUGGGUUGAUCCAUUUGAUUUCCAUUGAUAAUUUUUGUGUGAUUGUGUUGUCAGCACAUUCAACUAUGUAAAGAAAAAAGUAUUUAAUAAGAUUAUUUCAUUCAUUCAGAUCUAGGAUGUGUUGUUUAAGUGUUCCCUUUAUUUUUUUUGAGCAGUGUAUUUGCUUGUAUCUACCCCCCAAAAAUGAAAUGCUAUCAUAAAGAACUACAAAUGCCAUGAUGAUCUGGACGAGACUGCCGAAUCGAAGCACAGGUAAGAAUGUAUGGAUUAACUAUCUAAUGUUAGCUAAAUGUAGUAAUGAAUAAAUUGGCAACAUUUCUUUAAAUUGACAAUUCUGUGAACUGUCUUGUGCAAGUUUUAAAUUGACACAAUACCUGUUAGCAAAGGUGUCAUCUAGAGAUGACGACGCAGGGAUUUGUAGUUUUGCAUGAUGUCUACUUUGAUGCUAAUUAGCAUUUUCGAAUCUGAGAGUAAAUAGAGCCGAAUAUAUUGAAAAGUCACCUUGUCUGAGAGAGAUUUACAUGGUUAUCAAAAUGUCACUCCAGGGUAAGCCUACAUGAAACACAGCCCUUAUUUUCAGUGUUUCUAAAAUCCCCUGUGGAAAAACGAUUGGAACCAUUUCCCUGUUUGACCGCUAGGUCUUAUUGGUAUUAUGACACCUCGACUGUGUGGCUCUAUUUUCUAUGCAUUCUAACCCAGUGUAAUACACCCCGUAUAGUGUCUGUCGACUCGACGCAAAAGUAAGACCAAAACACCAAAGUGGGGGAAGCGCGAAUCUCUGGUGGAAUGUGGCCGUGAAGAAAAACAGUUGCGAUUCCUGACACUCGGUUCAAGAGCACCGUGUCCUGGAAUGCUGGAUUUCCUCAGGCCCUUAAAUGACCAACGCUGCAUCUCAAAUGAUUCCCUAUAUAGGCUAGUGCACUACUUCUGACCAGAGCCUUGUACUAUGGAUUACACUGUUUCCUAGCUAUGAAUUAGACUAAAUAACUAAAGUAACAAAACCUGACCUCCAUGUCUUCUUUUAACCCUUUAGGUGUUGAAUGAGUAUUUCCACAAUGUGUGCGAGUUGGACCUGGUGUUCAACUUCUACAAGGUAAGAGUAAAAGUGUUGAGAUGAUUUUUAAAACCACAAACACUCUGUGCUAAGAGGGAAAAUGGAAAGGAGCGGAAGAAACCCGGUUGAGGUGAAAAGAUACCAUUAAAAUGUUUCUUUCAUUGCAAUGGGGAGGUGCUAUGGCAACGAGGAUGGGAUGCGUAAUUACAACAAUCAGUCAAUUAGGCUCAUCCACAUCAAUUUGGCGGGGGUUGGUUUUCCUCUGCAAGAAAUGCUAAGCAAUUAAGACUCCCCUGAUGACUGCCCUUUAAGCAGUUAUCGUGUCAAUUACGUAAGGUAUUUCUGAAUAUUCGCCCACUCGCUGAACCUUAAAGAAGCGCAGCCCACACUAAAAGUUGCUGCGCUCUGUGACGUCUUCUGAUUCACAAAGAAAACAGAAAGUGCCAGAAAUGAACAUGAUGGCAAACAUCAGCUCGUCUCAACAUCAACCCCCUCUCUAUUAGAUCUAGUGCCACAGCAGCAAGGCCUACGCACUGCUAUAAAGAAACAUUUCCAUAAUGGGGUGGAGAUGAAUCUGCAGGAUCUAUACAGUUAUCCAACACUUUUUGUUUUUAAAAGCUGUGUUUGCGCGUGCAUACAGGGAAUUUGACUGGUGCAGUAGGCUGACCUCUGACCUGUGUUCUGUCCCAGGUGUACACGGUAGUGGAUGAGAUGUUCCUGGCGGGGGAGAUCAGAGAGACGAGCCAGACCAAGGUCCUCAAGCAGCUGCUGAUGCUCCAGUCGCUCGAGUAG
Coregonus sp. 'balchen' is the source of this 5076-nucleotide messenger RNA. The record is from the annotation of a GenBank genome assembly. Lineage: Eukaryota; Metazoa; Chordata; Actinopteri; Salmoniformes; Salmonidae.